Perkinsus marinus ATCC 50983 is the source of this 3225-nucleotide messenger RNA. Its product is annotated as Nuclear mitotic apparatus protein, putative. The record is from RefSeq and is a predicted model, not a curated record. The transcript is spliced from 23 exons. Bases 1 to 3225 code for a protein of 1074 amino acids. NCBI's taxonomy places the organism in Eukaryota, Perkinsozoa, Perkinsida, Perkinsidae.
AUGAAGGGCGUCACAUAUGAAGGAGUUGUUAAAGAGGCUGCCGGGAUCAUUCUAAACACCAAUCGGCCUGGGCAUUAUGGCAGCAUGCAUGUUAACGUCACUGUGUCCAAGAAGCCUGGCAUCGAAUGCAGUACGCUGGUGGAGACGUAUGGUUGGGCUCACUUGAGUGUCGGUGAUGAAACCCGAGACUUUUGGUGGAACCCAGCCCCAAGGAAGGAUGCCUAUGGCCUUGGACAGCUCAUCCAUAUUGCUACUAUCGACUUUGGUUCUAUCCCUGCUGCUAACGCGAAGGCCUCCCCUACCUCGUUUCUUGAGCUUGGUGCUAACAGGGCGAGCCCGAGUUCCUUCUUCCAGUUGUCAGCGAGAUCUACCUCCUCUGGUGGGUCGACUGUGGCUGAGUUGAGGAAGAAGACGGAUGCUAUGGUCAAGAAGUUGAACGCCCAGAUGGCUCAGCUAGAUGUGGAUAUGGCAAAAACUGUUAAAGACGAGAAGGCUGAUGUGGCUAAGUUGGAGAAGUCUCGAGAGGCAUCCGAUAAGAAAAUGGAGCAAUCGGAGCACGAGUUUGAGAAGGAGGAACAGAAGCUUGUGGAAGAUCCAGGGCCGUCUGCCGGAACUUCCUCCUUUAUGGAGUCUUCGAAGGGGCCGGCGUUUUUGGAGCCUCUUAGGAAGGUCGCCAACGAGGCUCGGACGUUUUCGAUGAGUAUGCGGCAGGAGGCGAAACAGUUGGAAGAUCUAGCCAAUAAGAAAUCUCGCACGCUUAAGAAGCACCCUGUGGGAGAAUCUGCAUUCGCGCCUCUCUCGUUGCUGGAGGUGGGCCGGGGUCCCGACGUGCCCGAUUAUGCAGUGGCCAUGAAAGCGGAGAAUGAUGACGAUGCUAAAGUUCAGCAGAGCUUGGCUAAAGCAGAGAAGGCGCUCGCGACGCUCAAGGAGGAUGUGCAGACGCAGUCGACUGAUCUCGCUAAGGAGGAGCGGGCUGAUGCAGUGGCUAGUAGCUUUGUUGAAGGCGAUGGGAAGAAGAAAGUUGAAAAGUCUGGACAGAAAUUGAAUCAAAUCAACAGUGUUGGGGGCACGGCGCUCCUCCAGAGGAAAGGGAAGAAGUAUUUCGAUGACGAUGAUGAUGAUAUGAGCGACGACCUCUCUGGCUCUUCUUUAUCGAUGGUGGAUGAAGACCCUGAUUUCAAGGACGACUCGGGGGCGGAGACUUCGGGAGAUGAUACCGAAGCGGCCGAUGGAGUUUCGGCUGGUUCUGGCGAGGGUGAUUCAUCCUCAUUUGAUUCCUCAUUUUUGGAGGCGAAAGAAAAGAGUCCAAUAAGCCUGGACAGCGAUGAGCUGAGUUCUCGUGAGAGGGAGGCGGCACGACUUGACGAUGCGUUUAAUAGUCAGCUGGCUAAACUGAAAGCGAGCAAUUUGGAAAUGCAGGCGGAGGCGAAGGCUGAGCUUGACAAGGCGUUGGAUGACCAGGCUAAGUUCGAGGCAGAAAACCCGAAUCUGAACACCGACAUUUCCUCGUUGAUGCAAUACGGCACCAACGACCAGAGCGCUUACAAUUUCGAGAAGCACGCAGAUGAGAUUCGUGACCUUAAGAGCAAAUGGGAGAGGGAGGCGAAGCAACUCGAGGUUACGCGGGAUACUUCGGAAGCUGAUGCGGAGUGGCAGAGUAGAUUGGAUGCUCUGAAAGAGCAGAAGCAGGAGAAGGAGGCGAAGCUCGACAAAAUAGAGGAGAAAAUGGCGGCUAGUGUGGCGGCUUUAAAAGAAGAUUCUCAUUCGAUCAGCGAUAUUGUGAAACAGCGCGAGAAGCACACUGGAAAGGAAGAGUCAUUUUUGGAGGUUUCGGGGAAGCAUGGGAGAAGUACGGCUGAGGAAAGUCUUCAUAGAUUGAGCAAUGAAAUUGACGACGACCUGGCUAAGACGCGCGCUGAUGAGCUCACUAUUCGUGAUGAGGAGAAGCAGUUUAAAAACGACGUUCCCAUAUCGACAUUCCUCCAGAGGGAUAACAGCACCACUACUACUACGUCGUCCUCUCCCUCCCCCCAGCCAUCAUUUUUACAGUCGCUCAAGAGUCUCGCCUCUGCUGUUGGAGGGAGCUUCCUCCAGCUGGACGACAAAUCGAUAGAAGCCAACAGUGAAAAGGCUCAGCAGAGCAUUAAUGCGGCGCAAGAGGCGAUUAGUAAACUUAAUACGGACCUUGCGAACCAACAGAGAGUGUUGGAAUCGGAGGAGAGAGAGUUCCAGAAGAGCUCACAGACCCAUCACCCGUUCAGCUUUGAGAUAUCUGAUUCGGCGGCUGCGCCGGUGGACUUGGAUGAGGGCGCCUCCUUCUUGCAGAGGGGCGAAGUGAAGGAGACGCUCACUCCUGAAGUUCUCCAGGAGUGGUAUUCCAAGUUCGAGGAUUCCCUUAAUAAAGUGCGUAUUGAUGCUGGCCUUUCCGAGCUACCCAAGAGCUCUUUCCUACAGAGAGGACUGAACUUCAUGAGCAUGGCGACUAAUGAGAAGCUGAAGAAGGACGAGCGUGACGUUGAGCAUAUGCAGCAUGAGUUUGAUGAUACUUUGGGCAAGCUCAAGCACGACAGCGCUGAUAUCAUGUCCUUUUCUCGAGAGGAGACUGAUGCUGCUAAAGACCUUCAAGCCAAGUUGGAUGCGAGCGUUGGUACGGAGAGUCUCCUCCAGACGGGCGCCGGUGCUCUCCACUACGACCCUGAGAAGGAGACGGAGGCUCUGAAGGACAUCGAGAGGAAAUGGGCAGCGGAUAAUGAGAAGAUUCACAAUGAGUACCUCCAGUCGACCCGUCAGGAUGGUGGAGGCGCGUUGAGCGGCUGGUUGGAAGCGCAGAAGGUUAAGGAAAAGGAGACGGAAGAUCAGCUGCGUAAAAUGAAGGACAAACUUCAUGCUGAUUUGGAAACUCUGAAGAGAGACACCAUUGUGAACAAUGCUAAUGCUGGUAUAUCCUUCCUGGAGAUGGGCGCUACCAAAGACGAUCAUGUGAUGCAGUUGUUGAGUGAUUUGAAGACGACGUUGGAGAAGGAGAAUGCUAAGACUAAGGCUGAGGAGGAGAGUAUUAAAGAGGAAGAAGAAUCUCUGGUCGCUGGUCAUCCCAGCUCCUUCCUAGAGCUCGGCAGAGCCCGCCGUCACAAGGUCGUCCUCCCGCCUGCUGCCGAGAGAGCCCUUUCGAAGGCCGAGGCUGAGUUAAGUCAGCUCCAAGCCGAGUUGAGUAGAGGCGCUGUUUAA